This is a messenger RNA of Williopsis jadinii, 1279 nucleotides long. RefSeq names its product ribonuclease (gene NUC1). The transcript has a single exon. Gene Ontology annotation, molecular function: nucleic acid binding; single-stranded DNA endonuclease activity; RNA endonuclease activity. The coding region runs from base 73 to 1065 and encodes 330 amino acids. Gene Ontology annotation, biological process: apoptotic DNA fragmentation. NCBI's taxonomy places the organism in Eukaryota, Fungi, Ascomycota, Saccharomycetes, Phaffomycetales, Wickerhamomycetaceae. The record is from RefSeq and is a predicted model, not a curated record. Gene Ontology annotation, cellular component: mitochondrial inner membrane; nucleus.
UCCCGGGUUUACCAACACGGACGUACCCUCUGGCGAUGAGUUGUUGACAGCGUCGAAGGCAUAGUUGAAGAUAUGUCCAAGUACUUGGCCACGGGUAUUGCGAGCGCAGGUGUCUCUGCCGCUGUUGCGAACUUCUUCUGGGGCAAAUCAUCCACGGAGACGAAUGCUCAACAGGCCAAUGGCGCAAACACAGCGUCUAAGAACCUGCCAACGACGAUUACCGGCGGUGGCACGCUUGUGUCUCCGGGAGGUGUUAACCCAUCAGAGUUCUUCAAGUAUGGGUUCCCAGGCCCUGUCCAUGACUUGAAGACCCACCAGGAGUACAUCUCGUGCUAUGACAGACAGAAGAGAAACCCGUAUUACGUUGUGGAGCACAUCACGCCUGAGUCGCUCAAGAACUCUGGAAACGUUGAUAGAAAGAAGUCCGUCUUCAAGGAAGACGAGCAGAUCCCUCUGGCAUUCAGGGCACAGUUGAGGGAUUACUUCAGAUCUGGGUAUGACAGAGGUCACCAGGCACCAGCAGCCAAUGCCAAAUUCUCGCAAGAGGCGAUGAACGAGACAUUCUUGUUGACAAACAUAUCGCCACAAGUUGGCGAUGGCUUCAACAGAGACUACUGGGCUCACCUGGAGUACUUCUGUCGCCAACAGGUGGCGAACUUCCCAAGCGUGCGCCUGGUGACAGGCCCAUUGUACCUUCCAAAGAAGUGUGCCGAUGGUAAGUGGAGGGUUGAGUACGAAAUGAUCGGAAAUCCUCCAAACAUUGCAGUGCCAACGCAUUUCUUCAAGCUCGUUGUCGGUGAAAAGCCCAACGGUGACUUGAGCGUGGCUGCUUUCGUGCUUCCAAACGGUGUCAUUGACAACAAGACCUCGCUGACGGAGUUUGAGGUCCCUGUAGAGGCCCUUGAAAGAUCCUCUGGCUUGACCUUUCUGCAGAACGUGCCACAGGGCAAGAAGAAGCAGCUGUGCAAGGAGGUCAAGUGCGAGAUCACCGUGAGGGAGUUCGAUAACGCUACAAAGACCUUACCACCAAAGAAAGACGUGCUCUUACUUCCCCCACCUAAGUGAAACCUGUAUAUAGAACCUCAGUACAUUCAGACAAUACUCCUUGAAGCGUCGACAAACGAGGAGUAGAAGAUCUUGACGUUGUUCACGUUCAGCACGUACCGUACCUUGUUCUCCAAGUCGUGCACAGUGAAGUUGUCUAUAGUCUCAUUCGUUAUCUUUCCCAGGAGGUACAGCCUUUGUAGAUUUGGUAUGUUCUUCAAAAACUUCAUGAUCC